CCGUCAAAAGCCGAAGAAGAAGAAGGGCUGAAAAUCUGGAGAAGAAAGAGAGUGCGAAAAAGGAGGUGGUGCGUUUGCCCCGUGUGUCGUCGUGAAAUUCACGAGCUGUGUGUGAUCAAUUAGUUUCGCUUCCGCAUCGCCACCCGAUACCCGAUUUCGCCUAUCGCGCUGAGCUGUGCCACGGUUUUGCUGUUUGCCAGCGCUCCCGCGUCCGUCGGUCAACUUUUCCCAGGGGUUUGCAUUGUGCGUUACGGCUUGUAAACGGCUGUUUUGAGGGCAGCAUCGAGCGUCGUGGGGUGGUAGAUAUUUUUGGAUUCCCAUCCGUUCGAGCGUUCCCAUCCGGGCUAAAAGCGUACGCCAGUGUGCGACAUUGCCAAAAUGUUUAUCUGGGACUGGUUCACCGGCGUUCUAGGUUACCUAGGGCUGUGGAAAAAGUCUGGUAAAUUACUCUUCCUUGGCCUAGACAAUGCUGGCAAAACGACACUGCUACACAUGCUGAAGGACGACCGACUGGCACAGCAUGUCCCAACGCUCCAUCCAACUUCGGAGGAACUUUCCAUAGGAAAUAUGCGCUUCACAACGUUCGAUCUUGGCGGACACACGCAAGCACGGCGUGUAUGGAAGGACUAUUUCCCAGCGGUGGAUGCGAUCGUGUUCCUCAUCGACGCCUGGGACCGAACCCGUUUCACCGAGAGCAAAAACGAGCUGGACUCACUGCUCACGGACGAAGCGCUUUCCAACUGUCCGGUACUGAUCCUCGGCAACAAGAUCGACAAACCGGGCGCGGCGAGCGAAGAAGAGCUGCGGAACUACUUCGCACUGUUCCAGCUGACCACGGGCAAGGGCAAAGUGCCACGCUCCGAGCUGCCCGGUCGCCCGCUCGAGCUGUUCAUGUGUUCCGUGCUGAAACGACAGGGUUACGGUGAAGGGUUCCGUUGGUUAGCCCAGUACAUCGACUAAUAAUAGUAUGGUGGUUCGGUGGCAAUACGUUUCUUCUAUUUUUUUUUUUUUUUGCUUUUUCGGGUAUCAAUGGGUGAUCGCGGGGUCAGUGAGGAGAAGCGAGCGCAGCGGAUUAACAAAACAACUACCGAAAGUCUUAUUACUUACCCAAACCCACGUACACACAUACAUUAAAACAAAAAAAUAACUUCAAAUCAAUAGGAAAGCGGAUCGCGGUGCAAACUAUGUGUGUGUGAUCCGUGCAUUAUUGGGAAAACUGUGAAAAAGUGCAGUGAGUUCGAGUCAACCUGGAAAUGUGCUUUGUUCGGUCCAGCGGGCCAGCGGGCGGUGCUGUUUUUGGUGCCGAACAAAGGGACACGGACAGUAGUAGUGCCGGGGUAAUGUUUUAAAGCAAUUGAAUAGCAUGUGCGCCGCGUGUAAGAGAGCUUGCAAGGCAAAAGAACGCUUAAAAGGAAUGGAGGAAGGCAACAGAAAGCAUUCCCGCUUUUACUGUUAAAAAGGAAAAUGAAAAACAAAAACAAAACACACACACUGUCCAUCUUGAAAUAGACCGGCGAGGAACAUUUGAUCAAUCGUUCCACGAAAAUUGCAUAACGAUGCCUGUAUUAAUCUAGUAUGCUUUUUUGUUUUGUUAUAAUGCUCAUUCGAAUGCGGGACAGUUCUGACUCAGUGUUACACAUGUAGACGAUGCGAAAUCAUCACACCCUUGGGUAUGUUAAGCACUCAGUUUCAUCGCUGCUAUUGCUUAACUCCUUUAACGUUCAAUUCAUCCAUUGCUUCGAAGUUCUAUUCAUAUCCGCGUCACAAUGUUGAUAAAAGACUCGUUCCUUCGGGAAUAGAACAAAUUCAAGAACCCUUGAUAGUGACCGUCAUAGGUGAAACCAAUUUUAUACCUUAAAACCACCAUUUGCAUCUGUGAGAGGUUUUAUGUGGAGGCGGGCGCGUUACCGAGCGGAUCAAAACAAAACCGAAACCGUAGCUGGAGUGUGGAAAAUGGCCAGAGUUAAAUACGAGAACAUGAACAUGAAUGAAACGAUCA
Molecule: messenger RNA, 1999 nt
Organism: Anopheles merus
Lineage: Eukaryota; Metazoa; Arthropoda; Insecta; Diptera; Culicidae
Gene: Sar1
Product: GTP-binding protein SAR1b
Exons: 5
Coding region: 379-960 (193 amino acids)
Biological process (GO): endoplasmic reticulum to Golgi vesicle-mediated transport; intracellular protein transport; vesicle organization
Cellular component (GO): endoplasmic reticulum exit site; COPII vesicle coat
Molecular function (GO): GTPase activity; GTP binding
Source: RefSeq, a predicted model, not a curated record